UUCCGGGAUGUUACUCAAAUCAUCUAAUAGAAUCCUCUCGCUCUACAUCAUUGUUUUGUAGCAACUUUUACUUGUUUAAAUUGUACGUUGUGGCAACAUUUCAUAUUUUGAUCAAGUUUGGUCCAAUCUAUUGGUAAUAUUUUUUUUUUUUUUUUUUUUUUUUUUUUUUUUGACGUGAUCUAUUGGUAAUAUUUUGACAGGUAAAAGUAAAACCAGAAACUGAAGGAAAGAUAGAAUGAGGGUGUGGCUUGCACUUGCAGUAGCGAUAUCGAUAUGGUUAGUCCUUGAACCAAGCUGCGCAGCCGAUCUAAGUUUUGAUUUGGGAAGUGCUACCAAGACUAUCUUCUCCAAACUGUUGAGCGAUGUGCGUGAUAAAGUGAAGGAUCCAAAACUUAAGUAUGGUGACACGAAUGUACCAGCAAUUGCGGCACCUUCAAAUCCAUCAAAGUAUCUUCUUGUUGAUAUCAAGACACCGGAAGGAGCGACAAUCACAUUUGCUCUGAAUAAAAACGAUAUAUAUUUGGAUGCUUAUCUUGACAAAUUUGAGGGAAAAUAUAGAGCACAUUUUUUCACUAAUACUCCCGAUACUGCUAAGAAGAGUCUUUUUCCAGAGGCUAAGGGUGAUAAAAAUCGUCUAGAUAUGCACUAUGCUAACACGUAUGAUGCAAUUGAGGGUAAGGCUGGAGCUAAAAGAAGCAAUUUCGGUUUAGGAGUUGAGAAAUUAAAAGGGUUAGUCAACUACGUUUAUGGAUUGAAGGUUGACAAAAAAAAAGGUGUUGAUCCAAAAGAAGCAAAGUUAAUGCUUGUUUUGAUCCAAAUGUUUUCUGAAGCAGGAAGAUUUAAGUAUAUAGAAGACAUGAUUCUACAGAAUUUUGAUACAUCUAUAAUCCCAGAUCCGAAAGCGACGAGAAUGGAAAACCGUUGGGGAAAGAUUAGUGAAGGUAUUAAGAAUUCAAAGAAAGGAGUAAUCUCACCGGAGCUCGAUUUACUGGAUGCUCAGGGUAAGGCAUGGAAAGUGUCAAAAGUUAAAGACAUAGAAGGUGAUAUGGGGAUCUUGAAAUACUCAGGCAAGAAGCUAGUAGCUCUAUUUUAAGACCUGUUCUAGAUAAGACAUAUAAUCAGUAUUGGAAAAUAUAUGUAUGGUAUAUUUUCCAUAUUUAUAUUAUUAAGAGAAUAAUAUACUUAGAUUUAUGUAUGUUAAAAUAUUAUUUAGUGAAAAAUUUGU
This is a messenger RNA of Beta vulgaris subsp. vulgaris (sugar beet), 1225 nucleotides long. Its product is annotated as antiviral protein alpha. Bases 236 to 1093 code for a protein of 285 amino acids. Gene Ontology annotation, molecular function: rRNA N-glycosylase activity. Gene Ontology annotation, biological process: negative regulation of translation. The record is from RefSeq and is a predicted model, not a curated record. Lineage: Eukaryota; Viridiplantae; Streptophyta; Magnoliopsida; Caryophyllales; Amaranthaceae. The transcript has a single exon.